UACAGUACGCACGUACUCAAAGCGCCAGAGUGAAGUAUGAACAGAGACGCUGUCGUACUUUGACAGUACACAAAAAGGACCUACACUUAAACUUGCCAUGACUUUCCAAAGAAGUCCGUUUUGCGCUUUCGUCCUCCUUGCUUUGUUGUUUUUGUCUUUAACGCUUAUUGUGAAAAAGUGGCACUUUGGUCUCCAGGAGAACGAGCCUUUUGGUGAUGCUGCCCGCUCAGAUGGUUCUGCUCCACAGCGCGACACAUUGCGCCAACAACUUCAGGAAAGACAACAAGAACUUGUGCUCCUGGACAUCACUUUUGAAGACAUACAACAACAAGAAGGAUUUAAUGGGAAAAUUAGUUUGGAUAAUCCAACUGCAGCUGACAUUGGUUGUGAAGAACUUGGUGGCGUGAAAGCUGUUGACUUUCUUGGUUCAGGUUACACCAAAACAGUGUUAAAAGCAGCACUGCCAAACGGAUUAUUUGUGGCACUGAAAUCUGUAAACCAUCAAGGCACUGACAUGAGAUUAUGCUUGGAUGUUUUCCAAGAUUCCCAGGGAUGCCUUGAGCUGGUGUCGUUCAAGCUGAGGAAGGAGAUUGUGUUAUUGCAGAAACUUCAGCACCCUAAUAUUGUAGAGCUGAAAGGUCAAUGUCAGGACAGCGUCCUGGUUGGUGGCAUCACAGCAGUUCUGGAGCAGGGGAUGCCACUUCAGAUGAUCCAGCUCCUGCAGAGCCCCUGGGAAGAGCGCUUUCGGGUCUGUCUUGGUUUGGUGCGACUCCUUCAAUACCUGUCUGUCUCACCUCUGGGAUCAGUUGCCCUGCUGGAUUUCCAGCCUCGACAGUUUGUAAUGGUGUCUGGAGAACUCAAGUUAACAGACUUGGAUGAUGCAAGUAUUCAUGAACCGGUCUGUCAAGAGGACUCUGACUGCCUGCUGCAGUUUCCCCUCCGCAACUUCACCCUGCGAUGCUCCCCGUCCCAAACUUGCAAGGGUCUGAAUGAGAUGAGAAACCUCUACAAUGCCUACAGGUAUUUUUUCACCUACCUGCUGCCUCAUCAGGCUCCCCCGUUGCUGAAACCUCUUAUUCACCACAUAAUGAAUGCCACGGGAGAUUUGAAGCAAAGCAUUAAUGAAACCCUGAUUGCCUUCGAGAAGAUUUUACAUAUAUACAAGUCCGGACUGCACCUGGAGAACUUACCCACAUCAAUAACCAAAGAUUAUGCAGUCCUGAAAGGAAUGAGGAGUGUUGUGAAUGUUGAAUACCGAUGCUGGCCGUCGUACAGACAGCAGGGUUGUGUGUUGUCAGUUCACAGCGUCAGAGAAGCGGCGUUCAUCUGUAACUCUCAUACACACUGCACCAGCUUCUCUAUCAGCAGCCAAACUACAUGGACAGGUCGACUUCUUGCGUCUUUCAGAAGUGGCUUCAGCCAUCUGGUUCCAGAUGUGAACUCUGCGGUGUACAUGAGGCGGGUUAAAGCCUCAGGAGCCGUGCUUUGAGAAGGAGGAAAACGCCAAAAAAGCUGGCGGGGUGGGAGGAGGGAAUUGGAGACAAAUGAAUGUGUUAUAUUUAUAGGCAUCUUACUCAAUGGCCGUUUGAUCCUGCUGCCAAUGCUACACGCUGCCAAAGAGCAUUUAAAAGGAUUUCCCUUCAGGUAUAAUUAACCUGAAGGAGAAAGAAAAAAAAAAG
This is a messenger RNA of Danio rerio (zebrafish), 1679 nucleotides long. The record is from RefSeq and is a predicted model, not a curated record. Lineage: Eukaryota; Metazoa; Chordata; Actinopteri; Cypriniformes; Danionidae.